Molecule: messenger RNA, 1473 nt
Organism: Myxozyma melibiosi
Lineage: Eukaryota; Fungi; Ascomycota; Lipomycetes; Lipomycetales; Lipomycetaceae
Product: histidine phosphatase superfamily
Exons: 3
Coding region: 1-1473 (490 amino acids)
Biological process (GO): dephosphorylation
Molecular function (GO): phosphatase activity
Source: RefSeq, a predicted model, not a curated record
AUGACGGAUCAUAUGCCUGUUUCGCGAGACUUCCCGCCGUUCCCAAGUCCGGACGAAAUCAAGAAGCUCUAUCCCUCCAACCUCGAGCUAUUGCAGGUCCAGGUUCUGUUUCGCCAUGGUGAACGGACGCCUGUGCGCGCACGCUUCCAGACAUGGGGUCUGCAGCCCUUCUGGCCGUUCUGCAAGAUCGCAGAGCGCUUCACGCAGACAAUCGUGAGCUUCCCGAACGAGGCCGCCACGCCGUUCGAGUACGUCCGCAGACUCGAGUCCGUCGCGCGCGAGCUGCCAAAGAACGUCCCCGUGCCGGCAUCCGGCUUCAAGCCCGGCGAGCACGACGGCCUGUGUAUGCUCGGCGAACUGACUGAUCUCGGACGCCUGACCGGGUUCAAGCUCGGCGAGAAGCUGCGGAGGCUGUACGUUGACGAGCUCAAGUUCCUGCCGCAGAUGUUUGCCGACCACUCUGAUUUCUACUUUCGGUCGUCGCACGUCGCGCGGUCGAACGAGACCCUGCUCUCGCUCUUCCAGGCUCUUUAUCCGACCACCUACCGCGCGCCCGGUCUCAAGCCCGUGAUCUACACGCGCCUGUUUCCCCAGGAAAACGCGUACCCGAACGACGAGAACUGCAAACGGCUGUCCGAGCUCGGUUUUAUGUUUGCCGAAAUCGUCGCUCAUAAAUGGAACCCCGUCCUCGCCGGCCGCACCUCGGAUCUCCUCCGCGACGUCCUCCCCAACGGCGUCGCCAUCGACGGCUCCCCCGCGCGUCCGGCAUCUUCGACACCGUCGCCGCCUGCGUGGCUCACGACGUCGCACUCCCGGACGGCUUCAAAGACGACCAGCGCCGUGAUCGAGGAAUGGUACCUCGGCGUGCAAAAGUCAAAGGAGUACCGCACGCUGGCUGUCGGUGCUCUCGCGGGCGACUUCUUGCACCGCAUCAAGCUCGCUGUCGCUGGCGACCAGAAAGCACACGGUAUCAACUCCGGCUCGCUUGUCGAUCUUUUCAAGGGCUCGUCGUCGGCGCCGAAAGAGCAGCCGGUUAAAUUAGCCCUCUACGGUUCUCACGAUACAACUAUCGCCUCGCUUCUCUGCGCCCUCGACGCUUUCGACAACAAAUGGCCCCCUUUCACAUCCGACCUCACCUUUGAACUUUUCGCCAAACCCUCCCCCUCCUCCCCCUCCUCCUCCCCCUCCAGCUCACCCAAAAACCCGCGCGACUACUACGUCCGCCUAUCCUACAACGACGAAAUCCUCCACCUCCCCGCCUGCGCCUCCCCCGGCACAAACCUCGACGGCGACUCCUCGUUCUGCGCGCUCGCCGCGUUCUCCGCCGCCGUCGACGAGUUCGUCCCUCAAAACUGGGAACUCGGAUGCCGCUCGAAUCUGAAUAAGACGAUCGUUGACGCGCCGGAGAUGGAUGCUGCGUUUAAGGCUAUUCCGCGGGUCGAGGGGGCUGCGAUGCAGAAGCAGCAGGCGUAG